Molecule: messenger RNA, 1572 nt
Organism: Sorex fumeus (smoky shrew)
Lineage: Eukaryota; Metazoa; Chordata; Mammalia; Eulipotyphla; Soricidae
Gene: ZNF622
Product: zinc finger protein 622
Exons: 6
Coding region: 52-1431 (459 amino acids)
Biological process (GO): ribosomal large subunit biogenesis
Cellular component (GO): preribosome, large subunit precursor
Molecular function (GO): nucleic acid binding; zinc ion binding
Source: RefSeq, a predicted model, not a curated record
CCGGGGCCGCGCUCGCCGCCGCCACCGCCGCCGGCCCCUUCCCGCCCCGCGAUGGCCACGGCCGCGGCCGCGUACACCUGCAUCACCUGCAGGCUGGCCUUCGGCGACGCCGAGCUGCAGCGCGCGCACUACAAGACCGACUGGCACCGCUACAACCUGCGGCGCAAGGUGGCGGCGCUGGCGCCCGUGUCGGCCGAGGGCUUCCGGGAGCGCGUGUGCGCGCAGCGGGCGCCGGCCGAGCCGCCGGGCCGGGCCGGGCCCACCUACUGCGCCGCCUGCGCCAAGCGCUUCGCCUCCCGCAACGCCUACGAGAACCACCUGCGCUCGCGGCGCCACCGGGAGCUGGAGGCGCGCGCCGUGCGGGCCGUCACCCGGCGCCUGCAGCGCCUGCAGGAGAAGAGCCUGGAGAAGGGGCUGCCCGCGGGGCCGGGCGCCGGCCGGGACGCGGUCAACGCGGCCAUCCAGCGGGCCGUCGCGGCGCAGCCGUCGCCCGGGAGGGCCGCCCCGGACGCCGAGCGCGACCCGCCGCCCCGGCUGCGCUGGUUCGAGCGGCAGGCGAGGAGGUGGGCCCGGCGGCGGGCGGAGGACGCGGAGGACGCGGAGGACGCGGACGGAGACGAUUGGGAAGAUCUUGAUUCCGAGGAAGAGCUGGAGUGUGAUGAUGCUGACGACCUGGAUGAUUCUGAGGAGGAGGAGGAGGAGGAGGAUGAGGAGACUGGCGGCAGCCCCCCGCUUGGUGCUAUCCCAGUUACGGACUGUCUGUUCUGUUCCCAUCACUCCAGCUCCCUCAUGAAAAAUGUGGCUCAUAUGACGAAGGUCCACAGCUUCUUUAUUCCUGAUAUCGAAUAUCUCUCGGAUCUUCGGGGCCUGAUUAAAUACUUGGGAGAGAAGGUCGGAGUUGGGAAGAUCUGCCUGUGGUGUAACGAGAAAGGAAAAUCCUUCUACUCCACGGAGGCGGUGCAGGCGCACAUGAAGGACAAGAGUCACUGCAAGCUCUUCACAGACGGGGACGCUGCUUUGGAGUUCGCAGACUUCUAUGAUUUUAGGAGUAGCUACCCAGACCACAAGGAAGGGGAGGAUCCUGACGAGACGGCGGAGCUCUCUCCAGAGAAGAACUUGGAGUAUGACGAUGAGACCAUGGAGCUCGUUCUGCCUUCAGGUGCCAGAGUGGGCCACCGCUCCCUGAUGAGGUACUACAAGCAGCGCUUCGGUGUGACCAGGGCUGUGGCCGUCGCGAAGAACCAGAAGGCCGUGGGCCGAGUGCUCCGGCAGUACAGAGCCCUCGGCUGGACCGGUGGCACAGGGGCAGCCCUCGCGCGGGAGCGGGACAUGCAGUACGUCCAGAGGAUGAAGUCCAAGUGGAUGCUGAAGACGGGAAUGAAGAACAACGCCACCAAGCAGAUGCACUUCAGGGUCCAAGUGAGAUUCUGAGUCGGCCGAGGACGCGCAGUCGUCCCCAGCUCCGUGGCCCCGUGCCCGAGGACUAGCUGGGCCGGCCUGUGGGACGCAUCCGAUCGCUGCUGCUUCUCUCUCCCGGUCCUUCGUUUGUCCUGAUCAGGCAAUAAAAGCCAG